AUGAAAGUCAGAAAUGCACAAAAUAAAAUAGUUGAACUUGAAGAUGCUAAUGGAAAUAUUGUUGGAGAUCAAGAAAACAUUUCAGAGUUAUUGGUGAAUCAUUUUAAGAAGAAAUUUGAAUAUCAUGCAGUUACAAUGGAUGAAGGGAUUUUUGAUAUUAUUCCCAAGGUAAUAACUGAUGAGGAGAAUGCUCAGAUUGAUCAAUUACCUUCAUCACAAGAGAUCAAAGAAGCAAUUUUCUCAAUGGAUCCAAACAGUUCUCCUGGACCUGAUGUUCCUGGAGCCAAAAGAACAGAGCAGUUUAGACCAAUUGGAUUGUCUAACUUCUGCUUUAAAAUCAUCACAAGGAUAAUCACAACAAGAUUACAUGAAGUACUUCACAAGGUAAUAUCUAGUCAACAAGGUGCCUUUAUAAAAGGAAGAAACAUUCAAGAGAAGAUAAUACUUGCUUCUGAGCUAGUAAAUGAGCUAGAUACUAAGAGAAGAGGAGGUAAUGUGGGCUUGAAGUUGGACAUCACACAAGAUUUUGAUUCAAUGAGCUGGGAUUUCAUCUUUAAAACUCUUAAACAUUUGGUUUCUCUGAAGGAGAGGUCUCAGACAGGGAGACCCCCUUUCUCCAUUUUAUUUGUGAAAGCUGAGGAAAUAUUGAGUAGAAAUAUUACCAGAAUGGUUCAUGAAGGACUACUAAAAACAAUGGUCAAUAGAGGUGGAUGUCAGCCUUCUCAUCUAAUGUUUGCAGAUGACAUAUUCAUAUUCUGCAAUGGGCACAAAAGAACAUUGGAUAAUUUAAUGAGUUCGCUAACAAGAUAUCAAGCAGCAUCUAGACAGACAGUUAAUAGAGCAAAGAGUAAAUGCUUUAUUUGUGGAGUCACUGAAGAUAGAAAUAAAGUAAUAGCUGAGAGAUUGCAAAUGGAGAUUUCUGAAUUCCCAGACAAAUACUUGGGAGUAAUGCUGAGUCCUGGAAGAUUUAAAUCUAUACAUGUUUGGGGGAUGAUGGAAAUGCUACAAAAGAAACUAGCUGGUUGGAUUGGAAAACUUCUUGACUGUUCAGCUAGAUUAACUUUAAUGAAGUUUUUUCUAUGCAGUAUACCAAUCUAUAACAUGUCAGUGUACAAAUGGCCCAAAGCAGUGAUUAAAGAAUGUGAAAGGAUAAUUAGAAAUUUUUUAUGGACAGGUGAUCCAUCAGUGAAUAAGCUAGUAAUUGUCAAGUGGGAGGAAGUGAAUGCUCCUCUUACUGAAGGAGGGCUUGGCAUUAGGAGAUUGGAGGUGAUGAACAAGGCAUUAUUACUGAAAUUGCUUUGGAAAAUUGAGACUGAAGAUGAUGAGUGGACUAGGUUCAUGAGGGCAAAGUAUAAAAACAAGAAUGAUCCAUUUGUGCAACAACAUCAACACUUAAAAGUUAGUAAUUUGAUAGUAAAUGGUGAAUGGCAUGUACCUGAUGAAAUGAAGAAGUUUUUUGAGAUAAAUGAAUUGCCAACAAUUGGGAAUGGAAAAGACAAAAGAAUUUGGAUACUCAAAGGAGCACGUGCAACUAAAGAAAAUGUCAGGAAAAUAGGUUUUGACACUGUAUCCAAAUGCUACUUAUGUGGAAAUGGUCAAGAUAAUAUGGUUCAUAUACUGUGGGAGUGUUCUUUCAGUAAAGAAAUUUGGAAAUGGCUUGGAGGUAUGUUUAAUCUAAAUACUCCUUCAAAAUUUGAAGAAGUGAUUGCAUGUGUUAAAAAUCAUAGUUCUGCAAUUAGGCAGAUAUGGUACAUAAGCUCCUUUUCAGUAAUGGUGGAAUUGUGGAUGGCAAGAAACUUGAAAUUAUAUGAUAAUAUCAACCAAAAUGCUGAGAAGUUCAAGGACAAGAUUCUUAGUUUCACAAAAGAAUGUGGAAUAAGAAUAACUGGAGUCAUGGAGAAUAGUAUAUAUGAUCUUAACAUUAUAAUAAGAUUUGGUAUUAAGGGAAUAUAA
Messenger RNA from Papaver somniferum (opium poppy), 1953 nucleotides. RefSeq lists its product as uncharacterized. The transcript has 5 exons. The record is from RefSeq and is a predicted model, not a curated record. Lineage: Eukaryota; Viridiplantae; Streptophyta; Magnoliopsida; Ranunculales; Papaveraceae. The coding region runs from base 1 to 1953 and encodes 650 amino acids.